This is a messenger RNA of Chiloscyllium plagiosum (whitespotted bambooshark), 2346 nucleotides long. It is a transcript of the gene mims2, whose product is annotated as mitochondrial inner membrane scaffold 2. Gene Ontology annotation, cellular component: mitochondrion. NCBI's taxonomy places the organism in Eukaryota, Metazoa, Chordata, Chondrichthyes, Orectolobiformes, Hemiscylliidae. The record is from RefSeq and is a predicted model, not a curated record.
AUGUGUUUGUGUGUAUGGGAUGGUUGGCUGUCAAUCAGGUCAGCUCGUGGCCAAUGAGGCAUCUCUCUGCCGAUUUUUUUGUGUGUGUUGUGUGUCUGGGGGAAGGAGGGCUUUAGUGUGAAACUGACAACAGCUGAAUCACGCGGAGAGAGGAGACAGCCAGACAAGAGGAAUAGUGUGGGCUCCGGGGUUAGUAAGUAGCAGCUGUAACACUGCAACACAGUAACAGAGAGGGAGAUCCUUCUGCUCAGGACUCUUCUGUGUGUGUGUGGCUCGACAGGGACAGAAGGAGGAGAGGAGGUUUAAAGAGGAACCAAACACACCCACCCCGACACUUCAACGAUGCUCUCGCCUUUUCUCCUCCAGCAGCCCGGGCAGAGCCGUGCCUUGCUGCUGCUGCUGCUUCCUCAGUGCCCGGGGAGAGGAGCCCGCUGCGCCGCCAGAACUGGGGCGGCGAUCGGGAAAGGAUUCCGGAGCCGGGCGGCCACUACCACCAGCAGCAGCGGGGCACGGAGUCACUGCAGCGGGGGAGUGAGUUGUGCAGCCGCCCGGGGAUGGCCAGAGCCCCGCUUCGGUGUACUGAGAGGGCUACGCACGAGUGUAAGUGGAGAUGGAACAACUCGGAAUGAAGCCAGAAGAUUUAACAGCAGUGAUGGUAAAAAACUCAGCAAGUCCCAGCAGCUGAAACAAGUCUUCAAAGAGUAUGGAGCUGUAGGGGUUGUAUUUCAUGUUGGAAUAUCACUGACCUCACUUGGAAUAUUUUAUCUGGUGGUCUCAAGUGGUGUGGAUGUGGCUGCACUCCUUUACAAGAUGGGAUUUAGUGAAGCAGUCGUGCAGUCCAGAAUGGCAGCUGGUACCAGUACCUUUGUACUAGCAUAUGCUGUUCAUAAGGUCUUCGCUCCAGUACGAAUGAGCAUUACUUUGAUUUCUGUGCCAUUAAUAGUAAGAUACUUUCGCAAGAUUGGACUUUUUAAAGCAUCUACUUCCAAACCAUGAAGAAAUACUUGAAUCUUAAGAUUGUAGCUGCAAAGGACCUAGACAAUUGAAAAAAAAAUCCAUAAAUGAAUGCAGUACUUAUGUUGUUAGGCAGUAGUUACCUGUAAGCCUGUGCUCUUGAUGGCUGUUUUCAACUUGAAGCUGAACUAUAAUGUCAAUCUCAGCCUUGUGCAGGACACUUUUACAAAGGCAUCUAUUGCCUAGAUUGCAGCAGCUGAAGUGUCAGUUGCAGGGAAGGUAAUAAUCAUUGGAAAUAUUUGCAUGAGACAACUAAAAUUAACUGUCAAUAUGUAUCAUUUGACAAUCUAAAACUUGAAUGCAGCCAAAUUAUUGACUUGAGAAGGAAAUAAGUGAGCAGUGUGGAAAAACAACAAACAUGCUGUUAGAACACAGGGGGGUAUUCUUUCAGCAGACUUACUCACCCAACUAAUUUCCCCAGCAAGGUGAGACUAAUUUAAAACUCCAUUACAUGAUUGUUGGUUAAGCCUUUCAGUUCACUUCAAAUUGCAAACAUUCCCAUGAUGUGCAGCUUAAAAUGAAGUUGCACUUCCCUAAAGUAGUGCUUGAAGUAUGUGUAGGGAAGAGUGAGAAGGCAUUGCCUCCUGUAUUCAUUCCUUAGCCAAAGCAAUGAAUUUGGAUAUCAAUGUCCAGAAAAGUUACCUAAUAAUUUUAGUUUGUUAUGCACACACAGGCAAAUGCUUGGGAGAAGUAACAGUGAACAAGCUAUUUAUCCUGAUGUAGAAAUUUUGGUAUUUCAAUUUUUUAAAAAAGGAUGAUCACUUCUGAAGAAUAUUUUAUAUGAUAAAUCCAUACACAUCCAACUCAUUACAUACAAAUUAGCUGUCAACGGGGGCUACCCCUCUACAAUCGUGGCUCUUCUGUUAAUACUGCACUACACCUGUCCAAUGCAAACUCAUAAUUGGAAGCUGCAACAGAAAAUGUGAUAUUAGCUCAUUCACAUUAUAGCCAAUAACUUCAUUAAUACAAUAGAUUAAUACAUACUACAGACUAAGUGUUGAUUUUAUUCAAAUUAGUAUGUACUGCCUGCUAAUGCAACUUUCCAAAUCCAAUACUUCGAGACAAGUUUAACCUAGCAUAAAUAUUAAGUUAAAUAAUCAAAACCACAACAGUAGCACCAAUCUCAUCCAUUCACUUAAACAUCAAUUUAAAAUCAAUAAGCAAUAAUUGUUGUUCCAUUAAGGGUGAAUUAGGACCAAAGGAAACUUCAAUACCUUGCUGCAUUGUGUAAGAUUAGUAUAAUCACAAACAAAUACUUGAACUGUAAUUGUUUACUGUUUGCCUUUUCAAAUACUGGUGUUUCAUUAAACAAGACCCCAGACUGAAGAUUAA